AUGGUUGGUGUACUUGGGGCAGGUCAGCAGGAGGUGCGAUGUGUCCGCAACCACUUCGCAAACAUCGCAGAGGGCCGAGAUUUGCCUCCCCAUCAUGCGCUGGACAGGAGGCGUGUAUGCCAAGUUGAGGCGCAGUCGGUGGAGGAGUGUCUCUUGUGGCCGUUGGAGACGUCGUGGUGGGGAGAACUCGACCGCCGGGUCGAUAGAGCGAAGGAAGUCGUUGAAACGGGCGGAUGCUCGAAUGAAGCACCGCGCCUCUUGGGCGGCCCAGCGGCGGAUUUGGAUGCGGCAAGCCGAAGGGUCCUGCGCGGCCUCAAUUUCGCCUUUGCGUACCUCGACGACAUCCUCGUGGCCAGUUCUUCACCCGAAGAGCACCUUGACCGCCUUCGCCUGCUGUUCUUACGCUUGCACGAGUAUGGCGUCGUCAUCAAUGCCGCGAAAUGUGAGUUUGGGGUUCAAUCUCUCACGUUCAUUGGCCAUACCAUCACGCCCUAUGGCAUCCGGCCUUUUCACACCAAGGUCGAAGCCCUCAUGGACUGUCCUUAG
This is a messenger RNA of Ornithodoros turicata, 546 nucleotides long. RefSeq lists its product as uncharacterized. The transcript is spliced from 2 exons. The coding region runs from base 1 to 546 and encodes 181 amino acids. Lineage: Eukaryota; Metazoa; Arthropoda; Arachnida; Ixodida; Argasidae. The record is from RefSeq and is a predicted model, not a curated record.